Molecule: messenger RNA, 1806 nt
Organism: Coprinopsis cinerea okayama7#130
Lineage: Eukaryota; Fungi; Basidiomycota; Agaricomycetes; Agaricales; Psathyrellaceae
Exons: 6
Coding region: 1-1806 (601 amino acids)
Source: RefSeq, a predicted model, not a curated record
AUGGCAUCUGAGAACACCAAGACCGCCAACAAGAAGUCGUCGAAGUCCACUGCCCUUGCCAAACCCGCCAACAAGGGCAGCAACUCCAAAUCGACCAAGAAGGCUACCCAGGACAACACCACUACUGGCGAUGACGAAGAGGACACCGCAGAGCCCAAAACCAACACCAAGUCCGCCAACAAGAAGACGUCAAAGCCCACUGCCCUUGCCAAACCCGCCAACAAGGGUAGCACCUCCAAAGCGACCAAGAAGGCUACUCAGGACGACGACAGUGACAGCAACAGCAAUGACCAGAACGACUCCCCCAAACCGAAGAAGAAAUCUGAACUUGCCAGACCUGCCACGAAGGCUAGCACCUCCAACCCCGCCGGUUCACCAAGCAAGAAAGCUCUGAAGAGUGGGAACAAGAAUCAGGUGGACAAGAAGAAAUCUACAAAGAAGUACCGUGCCCGCUGGUACAACUCAGUCAAUCUCAAGCCGACCUCUCUUGCCAAACUGGUUGCUCGGACGGCGACUGUUAAAUAUAUCCCCAAACCUCCUGGGGAGCCAGGAGAGCCAGGCGGGGGUGGCUACACGAUUGAGACGAAGGUUCGCAUGGACAAGGCGCGUUACGGAAAGCAUUUCCGUCGGGAGUACCUUGAUAUCCAGCAAACCGUUCGUGACUUCUGCAGCGCUGCCAAGCUUCCUCCGUACUCUCGCCUUAAAGACCAAGACCUCGCCGUUGUUGGGAAAAUCAUCGCAAUGGUCGCUGUCAAACAUCCGUACAUGAACUCGAAGCGCUUUCCCAAUAAUUGGGCUAUAGCUGCCAUGCUCAAGACCUUCCUUCGUGGACAGCGUGUGGGUGUUCGGAAGAAGGAGAAGGACCUGAGUGACACGGUUAUCAGGGAGCAGGAAGAGGAAGAGGAAUCGGGAUCCGACGAGAGCGACGUUGAAAGCGACGUUGAGGGUUGCCCCACCAAGGAGGAGGUACUCAGAGCGUUCGCCACGGAUGCGGACGCCGACUACGCAUCCGACUCAGAGGUUCCCACAGACAAGAAGAAGAAAAAGGUUUCACAAUCGAGCAGCAGGAAGGCGAAGGGAAAGGCGAACACCAACAACGACGGAAGCGACGAGGAGGAGGCUGCGCCAAAACGCAAGCCCAAGGCCAGCAAACCCCAGACGCCCGCGGACGACAACGACGAGGAAGAGGAGGCAGCGCCGAAGCGCAAACGGAAAGCCAAACAGCCAGCGGACGAUGACGAGGAGGAGGAGGAGGCUGCGCCAAAGUGCAAGCCCAAGGCCCGCAAACCCCAGACGCCUGCGGACGACGACGGCGAGGAAGAGGAGGCAGCGCCGAAGCGCAAACGGAAAGUCAAACACCCAGCGGAGGCCGACGACAGCGACGACGACGACGAGCCUGAGCUGGAGCUUCCGAAGACCAGGCCCAAACCCAGACCCAGGGCUAGGCUGUCAGUCGACAUCGCCGAGGAUGGGGACCUUGAAGAAACCCCUGUACCAGCUGCAAAACGAAAAUCAACUGCCAUCGACGAUCAUUUCGACCUUGCUCGGAAGAAGGGAAAGACGACAGCAGGCCGGGCUCCAGCAUCGCCUUCGAAGGCCAUCCGAAGCAGCACCUCAGCCUCUGCAGGAACAUCGUCCCGGCGCAAUAAGAGCGACGACGAACCGGAACAAGUUAUGCGCGCCGAGGACGACGAUGACGAAUUCAACGACUUUCCAUUUGAUGAGGACGACAUCGACCUGAACGCCAGGGGUAAGGGGAAGCAGAAGAACGCGGAGGACGACGACGAUAGCGAAUUUUCUGAUUGA